AUGGUCAAGGCUGCGGUUCUCGGCGCUUCUGGUGGCAUUGGCCAGCAGCCUCUCUCCCUCCUCUGCAAGAUCUCCCCCCUCAUUGAUGAGCUCACCCUCUUCGAUGUUGUCAACACUCCUGGCGUUGCCGCCGAUCUCUCCCACAUUUCAUCCGUUGCCAAGAUCACUGGUCAUGUUGCUGCCAAGGGUGACUUCGCUGGCAAGACCCAGGAGACUGAGGAUGCUAAGAAGGCUGCUCUCACCGGUGUUGACAUUGCCAUCAUCCCCGCUGGCGUUCCCCGCAAGCCCGGCAUGACCCGUGAUGACCUCUUCAAGACCAACGCCGGCAUCGUUCAAGGUCUAAUCGAGGCCAUCGCCAAGUAUUCUCCCGAUGCGUACAUCUUGGUCAUCUCCAACCCCGUCAACUCGACCGUCCCCAUUGCCGCCGAGGUUCUGACCAAGGCUGGUGUCUUCAACCCCAAGAAGCUCUUCGGUGUCACCACCCUCGAUGUGGUCCGGGCUGAGACCUUCGUUGGUGAGAUCUCUGGUGCAAAGGAACCUGCGAAGACCACGAUCCCCGUCGUUGGUGGCCACUCUGGCAGCACCAUUGUGCCCCUCUUCAGCCAGGCCAAGCCUGCUGUCGAUAUCCCUGCUGACAAGCUCGACGCUCUCGUCAACCGUGUCCAGUUCGGUGGCGAUGAGGUCGUGAAGGCCAAGGACGGCGCCGGCUCCGCGACUCUUUCUAUGGCAUACGCUGGCUUCCGCUUCGCCGAAGCUCUUCUCAAGGCCAAGAAGGGCGAGAAGAACGUUGUCGAGCCUGCUUUCGUCUACCUCCCCGGUGUUCCUGGUGGCGAGGAGAUUCAGAAGGCCACCGGUGUCGACUACUUCUCCGUCCCCAUUGAGCUCGGCCCCAACGGUGUCGAGAAGGCCAUCAACAUCCUUCCUAAAGCCAACGACUAUGAGAAGAAGCUGCUCGACGAGGCCAUCAAGGGGCUCAAGGGCAACAUCGAGUCUGGCGUCAACUUCGUCAAGAGCCCUCCCAGCUAG
This is a messenger RNA of Cyphellophora europaea CBS 101466, 1026 nucleotides long. RefSeq names its product malate dehydrogenase, NAD-dependent. Bases 1 to 1026 code for a protein of 341 amino acids. Gene Ontology annotation, biological process: tricarboxylic acid cycle; malate metabolic process. Gene Ontology annotation, molecular function: L-malate dehydrogenase (NAD+) activity. The record is from RefSeq and is a predicted model, not a curated record. Gene Ontology annotation, cellular component: cytoplasm. Lineage: Eukaryota; Fungi; Ascomycota; Eurotiomycetes; Chaetothyriales; Cyphellophoraceae. The transcript is spliced from 5 exons.